GUAAACAAAAGUGACUUGUUGGUGCCACGUUGAUAAAUCAUUAUGUCAUUAUCACUGACAAAUAAUAAAAAAAAUAAAAAAAAUGAUUUAUUAUUAACAAAAAAACCUGAAACAACAAUAAAACCAAAUAAUAUUGAAGAAUCUCAUGAUGGAGUAUUGCUUAAAAUUUUUAUUUUAAUAACAACAUUUAAAAUUUUGUUAAUUCCAACUUAUCAUUCAACUGAUUUUGAAGUACACAGAAAUUGGUUGGCAAUAAGUCAUAGUUUACCAAUAAAUGAAUGGUACAUCAACAAUACCUCAGAAUGGACUCUGGAUUAUCCACCUUUAUUUGCAUGGUUUGAGUUAAUAUUAAGUCAAAUUGGAAAAUUGAUUGACCCAGAAAUGUUGAGGGUCAACAAUUUAAAUUAUGCCUCAUUCUCGACAAAAUUAUUUCAAAGAUCAACAGUAAUGAUUACUGAUAUCUUUCUUGUUUUUGGAGCUCGUGAAAUUGGAAAAGUUUAUCAUGAUAAUUUUAAUAAAUUAAUGAUAUAUUAUAUUUUGACUAUUUGUAAUAUUGGACUUCUCAUGAUUGAUCAUAUUCAUUUUCAAUACAAUGGAUUUUUAUUGGGAAUUUUAUUAUUAUCAAUUGCUCAAGUUUCAAAGAAUCAACCGAUGAGUAUAUUAAUUGGUGCAGCAUAUUUUGCUAUUUUAUUAAAUUUAAAACAUCUGUAUCUUUAUGUUGCUCCAGUAUUUAUUGUUUGGCUUAUUAAAUGGUACUGUAUGAAGGGAAAUUUUUUAAUAAGAUUAAUUCAACUUGGAUCAAUUGUUAUUGGAGUGCUGGCUAUUUCAUUUGGUCCAUUUAUAACACAACUUCCACAGGUAUUUUCAAGAUUAUUUCCAUUUAAAAGAGGACUUGUUCAUGCAUAUUGGGCACCAAAUUUUUGGGCAUUGUACAUUGGAGCUGAUAAAAUAUUAUCAGUAUUAUGGAAAAAAUUUGGAUUAUUGGUGAUGAAUAAAAGAGCAGCUAUGACUGGUGGCUUAGUUCAAGAAGAUACAUUAGCUGUAUUACCAACACCAACACCAAUUAUAACAUUUUUAUUAACUAUUUUAACAAUUAUGCCAAUUUUAGUUAUUAUAUUGAAAAAAAAAACAAACUUAUUGAGGCCACAUGAUUUUUUGAGGGGUUUGAUACUUUGCGGACUCAGUUCAUUCAUGUUUGGUUGGCAUGUACACGAAAAAGCUAUCUUGACAGCAAUCAUUCCAAUGUGUAUUAUGGCAACUAUUGAUCCAAUUGAUGGAAGAAUAUUUUUAAUACUAAGUGCAACAGGUCAUGCAUCAAUUUUACCACUAUUAUAUCCUGAUAAUCUUGUAGUUUUAAAGAUAUUAUUAUUAUUAAUUCAUAUUAUUUUAGCUGAUUAUUUAUUAUGUAAAUUAUUUAAAUUUUCACUUCUUAAAAUUUAUGAAUAUUUUUAUAUUUUAUUAUUGCCAAUUGUUGCAAUUUAUCAUGCUUUUAUUCAUAAAAUUAUAUUUGAUGAAAAAAUGGAAUUUUUACCACUUGCAUUGACAUCAUUGUACAGUGCUAUUGGAAUAACUUAUUGUUGGAUUUUAUAUUUUUAUUAUUUUUAUACAAAUAAUUAUCAGCUGUCUAAUAAUUCCAUAAAAAAUAAAUAA
Messenger RNA from Aphidius gifuensis, 1650 nucleotides. It is a transcript of the gene xit, whose product is annotated as probable dolichyl pyrophosphate Glc1Man9GlcNAc2 alpha-1,3-glucosyltransferase. NCBI's taxonomy places the organism in Eukaryota, Metazoa, Arthropoda, Insecta, Hymenoptera, Braconidae. The record is from RefSeq and is a predicted model, not a curated record. Gene Ontology annotation, molecular function: dolichyl pyrophosphate Glc1Man9GlcNAc2 alpha-1,3-glucosyltransferase activity. Gene Ontology annotation, biological process: protein N-linked glycosylation. The transcript is spliced from 7 exons. Bases 43 to 1650 code for a protein of 535 amino acids. Gene Ontology annotation, cellular component: endoplasmic reticulum membrane.